AUGGCCUUCCAGUAUACGUAUGCAAUCGUGAGCAAGGUUCCAGAGUCAUUUGCAGCCUUUCGGGAGGACAGGAACGACGAUACUUUCAACCCGCGGGAGGCAUUUGUUAACGCACAAGAUGAAUGCACUGAAUUCGUGGAAACACUCAGGAGUAUCGGGGUGGAUAUACUUGAACUCAAAGCGGAGGAACGUCAUCCGGAAUGCGUGAAGGUCGAUGACACGGCCGUUGUCAUUAACGGCACAGCACUCAUGUGCAACCCUUAUGGCCCUCAUAGACAAGGAGAGGUGAAUUUGAUACGACAGACUUUAAAGAAAGAAGUAGGUGUGAAAGUUGUGGAGUUGAACACGGAAAAUUCACAAGUGGAGGGGAGCGAUGUCUUGUUCACUGGGCAAGAGAUAAUCGUGGGGAUUUCCAACCACACAAACGAGGAUGGAGCGCAAGCCGUGGCUCGUGCAUUCCCUGAGUACGCAACGUCCAUGGUUCAGGUCCGCGCACCGUUUCGUUCACUUAAGGACGCCGUUGGUGUAGCAGGGAUUAAUGUACUUGCUGUUGGUGACAGUGAUGCCUCACGACGCAUGUUGAACGACAUUCGUAGAGUCGCCUCCUAUACUUACAAGAUUAUUACACUUCCGGAGGAUAUCGCCGCCAAUGUGUUGUAUGUCAACCAAUAUCUGCUGCACUUAUCUCCAGAUUUGAUACCAAAAAGUAUUGGGGUAUUCGAGAACAAAAUCGAUUACAAUAGGCAGCCAUGUCACAUCCCGAGCCUUCUUUCCGCAGGCGUGCCCUUAUCCAAACUGGCUUUGUUUGUCGGCCCAUUCCGUCGUCAACGCAAUAUCAUCUCUACUAUACCUUAA
Messenger RNA from Dicrocoelium dendriticum, 855 nucleotides. The record is from the annotation of a GenBank genome assembly. NCBI's taxonomy places the organism in Eukaryota, Metazoa, Platyhelminthes, Trematoda, Plagiorchiida, Dicrocoeliidae.